Molecule: messenger RNA, 354 nt
Organism: Camellia sinensis
Lineage: Eukaryota; Viridiplantae; Streptophyta; Magnoliopsida; Ericales; Theaceae
Source: RefSeq, a predicted model, not a curated record
AUGGCGAGCAAUCAGGGCCGUCUAUUCUCAUCACUAAUCAAGCGAUCUGCUCCAAAAUUGGUUCUUUCCUACGCGAGAUCUGAAUCGGUAACUCUCUCCGGUCCGAACUCGGCGAGGCGACUCAUCUGCCCUUCGAUUCAGCUUCAACAAGAAGAUCAAGUUAACCCUAAAAAGCUUGAAGAAGAGGAAUCAGAAAUCAAAGAGAAGAUUCAAAACGAAAAGGACAACGAAGACGAAGAUGAAGAUGACGACUUUGAUAUGAACAAAGAGACCGGUGAGAUUGGAGGACCUAGAGGUCCCGAGCCCACUCGUUACGGCGAUUGGGAGAGAAACGGUCGGUGCUCUGAUUUCUAG